GGGAAUGGAAGUGGAACGUUCAACCAGCCACUGGCAAACACCAGAAACUAUAGAACAGUCAACUCUACGCCACGCCGCUGAACUGAACCCCUCGUCGAUGAAAAUGGCAGCCAUUCUUCCUGGGUUGCUCGCCGUCGUCGGCCUCCUCCUCUGCGCCCAUGCCAUCGCCGGUCCCGCGACCUCGACGCCACCGCCUCUACCUGUCCUCCCCGUACCCUCCUACGCGCAGCUGCAGUGGCAGCUCUCCGAGAUGGCCCUCUUCCUCCACUUCGGCCCCAACACCUUCACGGACUCCGAGUGGGGCACCGGCCGCGCCAGCCCGGCCGUGUUCGCGCCCUCCGCGCUCGACGCGGGCCAGUGGGCGCGCGCGGCGGCGGCGGGAGGGUUCGGGCGCGUCGUGCUCACGGCCAAGCACCACGACGGCUUCUGCCUCUGGCCGUCCACCCUGACGAAUUACUCGGUGGCCGCCUCGCCGUGGAAGGGCGGGGACGGCGACGUCGUCGGCGAGCUCGCCGCCGCCGCGCGAGCCGAAGGUAUCGGGCUGGGGCUGUACCUCUCGCCGUGGGAUCGGCACGAGCCGGUGUACGGCGACACGGUUGCGUACAACGAGCACUACAUGGGUCAGAUGGCGGAAUUGCUGACCAGGUAUGGAGAUGUGGAGGAAGUUUGGCUUGAUGGUGCAAAGGGAGAGGACAAAGACAUGGAUUAUAUGUUUGAUGCCUGGUUUGCACUUAUACAUCAACUCCAGGAAAGGGUUAUUAUCUUCUCAGAUGCUGGACCAGAUACAAGAUGGGUAGGAGAUGAAGCAGGGGUUGCAGGUAAUACUUGCUGGUCUCCUUUAAACAAGAGCAUGGUGACGAUUGGAGACAUCAUUCCUGAAUACUCACAAAGUGGGGAUCCUUUUGGGCAAGACUGGGUUCCUGCUGAAUGUGAUGUUUCCAUCAGGCCAGGUUGGUUUUGGCAUGCAUCAGAGAAACCAAAAAAUGCUACAAAUCUGCUUGACAUAUACUACAAAUCAGUUGGUAGAAACUGUCUACUCAUAUUGAAUGUCCCCCCAAAUUCAUCUGGCCUAAUUUCUACUGAAGACAUGCAAGUCCUUCAGGAAUUUACUGAGAUUCGGAAGGCAAUUUUCUCUCUGAGUUUUGCUGCCAAUGCCACUGUUACAGCUAGCACCGUGCGUGGUGGCCUUGGCAAUCAGCAGUUUGCACCCUCCAAUGUGCUUCAGGAAAGUAUAUACUCUUACUGGGCUCCCGAGGAAGGGCAGACCUCCUGGGAAUUGCUCUUUGACCUCAAACAAUCUACUUCAUUCAAUGUGAUCCAGCUCCAGGAGCCUAUCCAGAUGGGACAACGUGUAAUCACGUUCCACGUGGAUUUAUUAGUGGAUGAAUUAUGGCAAACAAUUGUUGAAGGCACAACAAUUGGUUACAAGAGGCUGCUUCAAUUUCCAUUCGUCGAAUGUCAAUUUCUGAAGCUAUCAAUUGACAGUGCACGAGCAGAUCCACUGAUCUCAUUCUUUGGCGUUUUCAUGGAUCCCUUCUCAGUCAUAUAUAGCUUGGAGAAUCAUGAAGAAACCAUCAUUGUUAAUAGUAGUGAAGUAAUAAAGUCGAGGACAGGCCAUUCUUUUGGAAACAAGAGUACUGCCACAAUGUGGCGCGAGACCUUCAACUCAUGGCUUGCCAAGGAGCCAUUCGCGCCGCUCAUCCCACCCCACUGCGACCACCUCCUCAGCGCUGCUUACUCCUUCCUCGUUUCCCAUGGUUAUGUCAACUUUGGCGUGGCACCUGCCAUCAAGGAGCAUCUCCCCAAAGAGCCCACGAGGCCCAACACUGUCAUCAUUAUCGGUGCUGGCCUUGCGGGUCUCGCCGCGGCACGGCAACUGGUUGCGUUCGGGUUUAAAGUGAUCCUCUUGGAGGGCCGCAAGAGGUGUGGUGGCCGUGUUUACACCAAGAAGAUGGAAGGGGGUGGACGCUCAGCUGCUGCUGACCUCGGCGGCAGUGUGCUUACCGGCACAUUUGGGAACCCACUGGGCAUUGUGGCAAAGCAGCUCAGCUUGCCGAUGCACAAGAUCAGAGACAAGUGCCCACUUUACAGGCCUGAUGGGUCGCUAGUUGAUCCGGAGAUAGAUAAGAAAGUGGAGGGUACAUUUAACAAGCUUCUUGAUAAGGCUAGUCUUCUACGGGCAUCGAUGGGGGAUGUGGCGAUGGAUGUCUCGCUUGGCGCAGCACUCGAUACGUUACGGCAGACGGACGGUGGUGUCUCCACAGAGCAGGAGAUGAACUUGUUCAAUUGGCACUUAGCAAAUCUGGAGUAUGCUAACGCAGGAUUACUGUCAAAGCUGAGCCUUGCAUUCUGGGACCAGGAUGAUCCGUAUGACAUGGGUGGGGAUCACUGUUUCUUGCCUGGCGGCAAUGGGAGGCUUGUGCAGGCCCUAGCAGAGAAUGUGCCAAUUGUUUAUGAGAGGACAGUGCACACUAUACGUUAUGGAGGGGAUGGGGUUCAGGUUGUUGUCAAUGGUGGGCAGGUGUAUGAAGGUGACAUGGUGCUGUGCACUGUUCCACUUGGGGUUCUAAAAAAUGGGGGCAUUAAGUUUGUACCUGAGCUACCUCAGAGGAAACUUGAUAGUAUUAAAAGAUUAGGCUUUGGGUUGUUGAACAAGGUUGCAAUGUUAUUUCCUCAUGUUUUCUGGAGCACUGACCUUGAUACCUUUGGACACCUGACUGAAGACCCAAGUCAUCGUGGGGAGUUCUUUCUGUUCUAUAGUUAUGCAACAGUGGCUGGUGGUCCGUUGCUGAUGGCACUGGUUGCUGGUGAAGCUGCCCACAACUUUGAAACCACACCCCCAACUGAUGCCGUCAGUUCAGUUCUCACGAUACUAAGAGGUAUCUAUGAACCACAAGGUAUUGAGGUCCCAGAUCCUCUGCAGAGUGUUUGUACUAGGUGGGGCACAGACUCCUUCAGUCUAGGUUCAUAUUCUCAUGUUGCUAUUGGAGCAUCCGGAGAUGACUAUGACAUACUAGCUGAAAGUGUCGGAGAUGGGCGGCUGUUUUUUGCUGGAGAGGCCACCACAAGACGUUAUCCAGCAACAAUGCAUGGUGCUUUUAUCAGUGGUCUGCGGGAGGCUGCAAACAUCACUCUCCAUGCCAAUGCACGAGCAGCAAAGAGCAAGGUUGAAAAAGGUCCAUCAAUGAACACACAGGCUUGUGCUGCUCUGCUCAUGGACUUAUUUAGGCAACCAGAUUUGGAAUUUGGUAGCUUUUCUGUCAUUUUUGGUGGAAAAGCUUCUGAUCAAAAAUCCCCGGCCAUUCUGAAGGUGGAACUAGGUGGCCCUCGAAAGAAAGGUGCAACUGAAGGGGGAAAGACAGAUCAGCACCACUCGAAUAAAUUGUUGUUUCAGCAGCUCCAAUCACAUUUUAACCAGCAACAACAACUUUAUGUCUACACAUUACUAUCACGACAGCAGGCUAUGGAGUUAAGAGAGGUUAGAGGGGGUGAUGAAAUGAGGUUGCAUUACCUCUGUGAGAAACUUGGUGUGAAAUUAGUUGGUAGGAAAGGUCUUGGUCCGGGAGCUGAUGCUGUGAUUGCAUCCAUUAAGGCAGAGCGGAACAGCAGUAGAACUAAAACCAGACCAUCAAAAUUGAAAAUUGGAAUCCCUAAAUCUAAAUCCUAACUUUAGUUGCGCUAUGAUCCUGAACUACUGAUACUUCAAUUUAGAAGCAUGACCGGAUGAUUUUUCUUUAUUCUGUCAAUCAUAUUUCGACCUGGCAAUAUGUUUUUUGUUCGCAUGCAUCCUGUGCUGAUGUGCUGGCACUGUCCCAGGCCAAUCUGGUAUCACAUUUCUGGUGACUGUUAGAUGGUUAGAUGAUACAAUGGAACUAACUAGAUUUGGAAAUUUCCCAGAUUUAUGACCACGUGCAUCUGUAGGCUAUAUUUGGUCGCAAAACUUAUAACUUUGUAACGACAGUCAGAAAUUAUUUAUUCCUGAAGAAUCUUGCAAUCAAGAUUCCUCGGAUUCACAUGUGAUAUCUGCUAGCUGAUGUAAAUGAUUUGGUGAUUGAAUAAAACAAUUUGAAAAAAA
Messenger RNA from Oryza brachyantha (malo sina), 4075 nucleotides. RefSeq names its product lysine-specific histone demethylase 1 homolog 3-like. The transcript is spliced from 5 exons. Gene Ontology annotation, biological process: glycoside catabolic process; fucose metabolic process. Gene Ontology annotation, cellular component: lysosome. NCBI's taxonomy places the organism in Eukaryota, Viridiplantae, Streptophyta, Magnoliopsida, Poales, Poaceae. The coding region runs from base 5 to 3667 and encodes 1220 amino acids. Gene Ontology annotation, molecular function: alpha-L-fucosidase activity; oxidoreductase activity. The record is from RefSeq and is a predicted model, not a curated record.